Molecule: messenger RNA, 1563 nt
Organism: Cavia porcellus (domestic guinea pig)
Lineage: Eukaryota; Metazoa; Chordata; Mammalia; Rodentia; Caviidae
Gene: Rpp30
Product: ribonuclease P/MRP subunit p30
Exons: 8
Coding region: 41-688 (215 amino acids)
Biological process (GO): tRNA processing
Cellular component (GO): nucleolar ribonuclease P complex
Molecular function (GO): RNA binding
Source: RefSeq, a predicted model, not a curated record
UGCGCAGACGGGCGCGCGCAGGCGGUCAUGGGACUUCAGGAUGGCGGCGUUUGCGGAUUUAGACCUAAGAGCGAGUUCUGAUCUGAAGGCUUUGCGUGGAAUGGUGGAAACUGCCGCUCAUCUUGGUUAUUCAGUCGUUGCCAUCAAUCAUGUUGUUGACUUUAAGGAAAAGAAACAGGAAAUCGAAAAGCCAGUAGUGGUUUCUGAGCUUUUCACAACUUUGCCAAUUGUUCAGGGAAAAUCAAGACCAAUUAAAAUUUUAACUAGACUGACGAUUAUAGUUACAGAUCCAUCUCACUGCAAUGUUUUGAGGGCAACUUCUUCAAGAGUCCGGCUGUAUGAUAUCAUUGCAGUUUUUCCAAAGACAGAAAAACUUUUUCAUGAACACAAUCAAUACUUCAUUAUAUUAAUGGAAAGAAACACCACAAAUCAUCCAUGGAUACCUGGCAUGUUGUUGGUAGCUUCCUUUAUAAAAUGCAAAAUGAUAGCAGUUCUCAAGGAUUUUGUUUCAAUUAAAGAGGUUGCCUGCACACAUUUAGAUGUGGAUUUAGUCUGCGUUACUGUAACAGAGAAACUGCCGUUUUACUUUAAAAGACCCCCUGUUAAUGUGGCCAGAAGCUACAUGAGAAGUAUAGACAGAAGGCUGGGACUGUGGAGAGCCCCGGAAGCUGGAGCACACAGCAUUUGAACCAAAGCACUCUAUUUUUAAACUUGACAGGACUCGGCUCCGUAAUUUCAGUUAAGAAGUACCCACUAAAAUCCACAAACCUCUUUUGGAAUCUUAAGUAAUUUGUAUGAUAAUCGCAACACUUUCCUGUGUGCAUUUUAAAAAUUGGGUUAAAGUACUCUUACUGGAUUAUCAACUGGCUUCUUACUCUCUGGCAUUUUAUAGUUUAUACAUCUUCACAUGUAUCAUGACCCAGUGACUUUGGGGUACAAUGGUUGUUAAUAUCCCCAUGGAGAUAAUGGAACAGAGUCUGGGGACAGUUGGGGUUCAUGGUUAAACAUCUGUCAGAGAGCUGGCUGAGGGUUUGUACUCAGGCCUUGUUUCCAGGCCCGCUGUCGUUCCUGAUGGGGAGAUGCUGUGAAAGCUUUACAGCGGAGUUCUUCAUUAGGCACAGAAUAAUUUCAUAUUUUAAAAUAUGAACUUUAUGCAUUCAUGUUUUGAGAAGAAUUUUAAAGUGGCACAUAUCUUUACCUCUCCUUUGAUUUUUUUUAAUAUUAGUGUUGUUAAAUUGUUAGUGACUUCAAGUUUGAGUUAUUUUUAGUGAUCAUUUAUUUUACACUCUCUCUGAAGUUUUCCCCUUAACUCUUCUUUUAACCAUAAGCCAUUUCUAUUUUUAUGAUCUAGUUGGUCCAUACUGAGAAAUAUCUAGUGUAUAGUGUCAUAUAAACAAUGGAAUAGUUCCAGGAAUCAUGCCAUAUAUUCUUGAUUUAGGCAUGAAUACUCUAUAAAGUUUAGCACAUACUGUAAACCUAAAUGUGUUAAGUGCUUCACCUACCCAGUACUUACAUCAUUGCUGGCAAACAGGACAAGUAGAUUUUAAAAAAAGAAAAGAAAAA